UCGAGAUAAGCCCCAUAAGAACAGCCAGAAGCAGAGAGAGCGGGAGUGGUUGCUCUUGUGUAACCCCGUGCGAGUGUUGGUAUCUGUUGCCAAAUACUGAGAGAGAAGCUGGUGCCAGCUGAUUGCCGUAAAAGCUUUCCCAGCACUUGUGCCUUCGGAGGCCAAGGAUGCAGGCACCUGAUCCAUGUAUGGAGACGCGAUGCCCGAGAGCUAGCCCCUGGGAGGGGGUCCAGCGUGUUAACUGCCAAUAUAGACAGGUGGAGUUUGUUUGCUGUUCUGGUGAAGUUAAACAGUAGUUGAACAGUUUACCAGGGAGUGUUAUUAUUUUGAAACAAGGCUGGGUUUUCCCAUGUCUGUGACCCGCUUAGAGGGAAAGCAGGGUCUGGGCCUGGAUUUCAGGCACAUCAUGUCGCCCGGAGUGACGAGGGACAAAGGCAUGUUCAUGUGCGGCUUUUGGCCCGGCCUGCUGGUUGUGCUGGGCUCCCUGUGCCCCCGAGGUUCACCCUGUGGGCUCUCCACACACAUCGAGAUAGGACACAGAGCUCUGGAGUUUCUCCACCUUCAAGAUGGGCGCAUUAACUACAAAGAGCUGUUGCUUGAACACCAGGACGCCUAUCAGGCGGGAGCUGUGUUUCCUGACGCGUUUUACCCCAGCAUCUGCGAAGGAGGACAAUUCCACGAUGUGUCCGAGAGCACUCACUGGACCCCAUUUCUGAAUGCGAGCGUGCAUUACAUCCGCGAGAACUUCCCCCUUCCCUGGGAGAAGGACACGGAGAAAUUGGUGGCGUUCCUGUUGGGAGUCACCUCUCACAUGGUGGCCGAUGUCAGCUGGCACAGCCUGGGGAGCCAGCAAGGGUUCCUCAGGACAAUGGCAGCCGUUGAUUUUCAUGGCUCCUAUUCUGAGGCGCAUCCGGCUGGUGACUUCGGAGGAGAUGUGUUGAGCCAAUUUGAAUUUAAUUUUAAUUACCUCGCGAGGCACUGGUAUGUGCCUGUCGAAGACCUGCUGGAAAUCUAUAAGAAGCUCUAUGGCCGAGAAGUCAUCACCAAAAGUGCGAUUGUUGACUGUACAUACCUUCAGUUCUUGGAAACGUAUGGUGAGAUGCUAGCUGUUUCCAAGCUUUAUCCCACGUAUUCCAGAAAGUCCCCAUUCUUGGUGGAACAAUUUCAAGAAUAUUUCCUGGGGGGACUGGAUGACAUGGCCUAUUGGUCCACGAACAUCUACCGUCUGACGACCUUCAUGUUAGAGAACGGGACCAGCGACUGCAGUCUGCCCGAGAACCCUCUGUUCAUUGCCUGUGGCGGCCAGCAGACCAGCGCCCCGGGCAGCUCAAAAGCAGAGAAAAGUGAUUUCCAUAGGAAUUUGACUGCAUCCCUCACUAAAGAGGCUGGAAAAAAUAUAAACUAUACAGAAAGAGGAGUGUUCUUCCGUGUGGAUUCCUGGACCUCGGAGCCCCUUACUUUCAUGUACCAGGCUCUGGAGAGGAACAUACGGACCAUGUUCACAGGCGGCUCUCAGCAGUCGCUGAAGCACGUCUCCAGCCCCCUGGCAUCUUACUUCCUGUCGUCUCCCUACGCGAGACUCGGGUGGGCGAUGGCCUCGGCUGACCUCAACCAGGACGGGCACGGCGACCUGGUGGUGGGUGCCCCGGGCUACAGCCGCCCUGGCCACAUCCAGGUCGGGCGCGUGUACCUCCUCUACGGCAACGACCUGGGCCUGCCCCCCAUCGACCUGGAUCUUGACAAGGAGGCCCACGUGAUCCUGGAGGGCUUCGAGCCCUCAGGUCGGUUCGGCUCGGCCUUGGCUGUGCUGGACUUUGACAAAGACGGGGUGCCUGACCUGGCCGUGGGAGCCCCAUCUGUGGGCUCCGAGAAGCUCACCUACAAAGGUGCUGUGUACGUCUACUUUGGUUCCCAACAAGGAGGAAUGUCUUCUCGACCCAACGUCACCAUCUCCUGCCAGGACACCUACUGUAACCUGGGCUGGACGCUCUUGGCUGCGGAUGUGAAUGGAGACGGCGCGCCCGAUCUGGUGACGGGCUCCCCCUUCGCCCCAGGAGGAGGGAGGCAGAAGGGCAUGGUGGCUGCGUUUCACUCCAGCCCCGACAGGAGCUGCGAAGGGAAGCUGGACGUGGAGGCUGCCGACUGGAGGGUGAGGGGCGAGGAGGACUUCUCCUGGCUCGGCUUCUCCCUGCACGGGCUCCGCGUGGACGGCAGGGCCCUGCUGCUGGUCGGGAGCCCCGCCUGGAAGAACAGCAGCGGCCUGGGCCACUCGUUCCGCUCGCAGGAUGAGCAGCAGGGCCUCGGACGGGUGUACGGCUACUUCCCGCCGGAUCGCCGCAGCCAGUUUACCAUUUCCGGAGACAAGGCGAUGGGGAAGCUGGGCACUUCCUUGUCCAGUGGUCACGUGAUGGUGAACGGGACCUGGAAGCAGGUGCUGCUGGUUGGAGCCCCGACGCGCGGUGACGUUGUGGUCACUUCUCUGAGAGAGAGCUGGCGCCUGCAGGACGGAUGUGUGUUGAGGCCCAGAACAAGCGGCAGACGUGGACUCAGGCGUGCAUCCCUCUCGAAGCAGAACCAGCUCGACGAGAAGUCUAAAAUGGCGUUCCUGACCAUGACCUUGCACCAGGGUGGAACCACUCGGAUGUAUGAACUGACACGGGACACGCAGCCGCCUCUGCUCAGCACCUUCAGCGGAGACCGCCGCUUCUCCCGCUUUGGUGGCGUUCUGCACUUGAGUGACCUGGAUGGCGACGGCUUAGAUGAAAUCCUGGUGGCGGCCCCGCUGCGGAUAACGGAUGUCACCUCCGGGCUGCUGGGAGGGGAAGACGGCCGGGUGUACGUGUACAAUGGCAAACAGACGGCCUUCGGUGACGUGACGGGCAAAUGCAGAUCCUGGGCCUCUCCGUGUCCUGAGGAAAAGGCUCAGUACGUCCUGAUUUCUCCUGAAGCAAGUUCAAGGUUUGGGAGCUCUGUGAUCACCGUGAGGUCGAAAGACAAGAACCAAGUUGUCGUCGCCGCUGGAAGGAGCUCCCUGGGAGCCCGGCUCUCUGGGGCCCUUCACGUCUACAGCCUCGGCGGAGACUAAGGGCUUCCCUUCGGCUUCCUGCUCUGCGCCCUCUUGUGCCACUGUCUCCAGGGGUGGCAUUCUGGUGGACAAGGGAGCCCUGGGCGCAGGGACUGCAUGGCAGGAGGUGACGACAGGUGCUCCGCGUCCCCUUCCAGAGGUUCAGUCCCUGCUUCCCUUGCAUGUCCUUGACCCCCAUUAGUGCCUGUGCUCGACCUGUCCGACGUCCCUCCCCUUCACGUGACUAGCGAGGUCUUUCUGAUGCCUGGAAACACCUCGCUGUGGCUAUCUCUUAGGAAAACCUCUGGCACUUCUCUUCCUAAAAAUGUCCUCUUAAAAAUGGUGACCCCCCCUCUAAUCAGUGAACUAGCAUAGUAUAUGGGAAAGAACUUAGCUCAGUGAGAAGUAAGGGGGUGAAGGGUAACCACAACUCCAGGGACACCUGUUGUAAGUGAUCUGGGCCCUUCUUGUAAGGAUCACUGCACUUUCAGUGUCUCCUACAGUGAAGGAUAAAUAUGAGACUAAAACCUCACCUUGUAAUGCCCUCAAGUGCUUGUUAGAAGCGGCCGUGCUGACAGUGGAGGAGGGCCCCUCCCCUCGUUCUAGGGCCUCCCGAGCGGAGCCGCUGGGGCAUGAAGUGGGUACACGCAGUGCAGACAGAGCAGGGCCGGCCUGAGCCAGCGGCCGCUGCCGGGACGGACAGGAGGGACGCCAGUCAGUCGUGGGCUGUCUGGUCCCUGGGCUGGGUCUCGAGCUUUCAUCCGCUGGCCCUGCAGUGCGUCUACCACAGGCUUCGAGCUUCACUACUUACUGAGUCUGUAACAGGGAAGAGCACUAGUGAGUAGUGACAAGAACCCUUCUCAGCUGCUGGGAGGCGGAGUAGAGACUGGUCCAAAGAAGCAGGCAUCCAGCGGCAGAGUAAAAGUCGAAUUAGAAACCCAGGGAAAGCUACGAGAGUUAAUUGUGAGCCCAGAUGAGUACCUACGGGGAAACAACAGGACACAGUCACCUCUGGACGACUCCAACUGUCACCUUCCCUAAAGAGGUAUGCCGGCUGCAUGGUUCCCCAGGGACCAGCAAAAAGCACAAACACCAUUUGGUUUCUUUGGAUAACAAUUAUGGGUAGCUCUCCUUAUGUGAAUUAUUAUUUUUAGUUAAAGGGAAAUUUACCUUUAGGGGCCAGAACUUAGUUGACUGUAAUACAAGGGGAGAAGUCCAGGUGUAGCACAGACACCGUGUAGUACUGGGCCUUUCCAGACGUGUGUGUGCGCGCACCUUUCUGCUGUCCACGCUGUGCAAAGUGUCCACCGUUCACUGAUAAAAAUCGUGGUUCAACACAGGCCCUAAUGAUUUACAUUCUUAAUGUCUAAACAUACCAGAUAGCGAGCACCUGGUGGAGAAGGUUAAAAUUUAUAUGGUUGGAGGCAAGUUUUCCUAUAGGAUUUUAUAUAGUAUAUUUAGUCCUACUAACCCCAUAUUCAGAAGUGCCAAUUUGUAUUCCUGCUGUUGAAAGUCAACCUGGCAUAGAGUUAUUGUGUUACAUGGCUAUGUUCUCACCCCACUGAGUAUUACCUGUAGUUCUCAGCACAGGACUCUGAAAUGCAAAACAACAGAAAUGAUAACACCUCGUAGGGUUUUAAUUAUUACAUUCAGAUUUGUGUUAAUGAGAGAUUAUCUCCAUUCUAUUUUAAGAUAUCAAGUUGCAAGUAUGUACAUGUUUUAUUUUUCUAUCACCUGUAUGUAUAACAACUUGCUUCAAGAGCAGAAUGGUUUCAUGCCUCUGACCCACAGCUCUAACGCGGGCUGGAGGCCGGGGCUGCACUCCGGUCUGAGCACCCCAGCCCGCGCGCCGUCCACGCGCCGCCUCCACAGGUACCACUGAAGUAAUGCAAGUAAAUCCUGAACUUAAAGCGUUUAAGAUUGCAAUUCCAAAAAAUAAAGCUGUGUACAACUCUUAGAGUAAGUCCCCCAAUAUCUUUAUUUAGUGGUUAUCACGAUCUGUUUACCCAGAAUAAAGCAAGUGUUCAGAUGUCAUCUUAA
Molecule: messenger RNA, 5104 nt
Organism: Suricata suricatta (meerkat)
Lineage: Eukaryota; Metazoa; Chordata; Mammalia; Carnivora; Herpestidae
Gene: GPLD1
Product: glycosylphosphatidylinositol specific phospholipase D1
Exons: 27
Coding region: 350-3085 (911 amino acids)
Cellular component (GO): extracellular matrix; extracellular region
Molecular function (GO): GPI anchor phospholipase D activity
Source: RefSeq, a predicted model, not a curated record